AUGAAGAUCACCGUGCACUCGUCCAAGGCCGUCAAGCCCGACUACGGCGCCUGCGGCGUCGCUCCAGGCUGCACCGCCGACGUCGUCCCGCUCACCGUGCUCGACAAGGCCAACUUCGACACGUACAUCUCCGUCAUCUACGCCUUCCACGCACCGGCGCCGCCCAAUGACGUCCUCGAGGCCGGGCUGGCCAGGGUGUUGGUGGACUACCGCGAGUGGGCCGGCCGGCUCGGCGUGGACGCCAACGGCGAACGCGCUAUCCUGCUCAACGACGCCGGCGCGCGUUUCGUGGAGGCGACGGCCGACGUGGCGCUCGACAGCGUCAUGCCGCUCAAGCCCACGCCGGAGGUGCUCAGCCUGCACCCCAGCGGCGAUGACGGCCCCGAGGAGCUCAUGCUGAUCCAGGUCACGCGCUUCUCGUGCGGGUCGCUCGUCGUGGGGUUCACCACGCAGCACAUCGUGUCCGACGGCCGCUCCACCGGCAACUUCUUCGUCGCCUGGAGCCAGGCCACCCGCGGCGCCGCCGUCGACCCCGUCCCGGUGCACGACCGCGCUUCCUUCUUCCAUCCCCGCGAACCGCUGCACGUCGAGUACGAGCACCGUGGCGUCGAGUUCAAGCCCUACGAAAAGGUGCACGACGACGUUGUCCGUGCGGACGGCGACGACGACGAGGUGGUGGUGAACAAGGUGCACUUUAGCCGGGAGUUCAUCUCCAGGCUCAAGGCGCAGGCGCCGUUGAAGCACGCGGUGGAGCUCAUCAGCCGGGAGGUGGCCCGUAUCAACGACGGCUACUUCAAGUCCUUCAUCGACUUCGCCAACUCGGGCGCCGUGGAGAAGGAGCGGCUGGCGGCGACGGCGGACGCGGCUGAGAUGGUGCUGAGCCCCAACAUCGAGGUCGACAGCUGGCUGCGGAUCCCGUUCUACGACAUGGACUUCGGCGGCGGCCGGCCCUUCUUCUUCAUGCCCAGCUACCUGCCGGUGGAGGGCCUGCUCAUCCUGCUGCCCUCCUUCUUGGGCGACGGCAGCGUGGACGCCUACGUGCCACUCUUUAGCCGCGACAUGAACACCUUCAAGAACUGCUGCUACACCCUCGACUAG
Molecule: messenger RNA, 1098 nt
Organism: Triticum turgidum subsp. durum (durum wheat)
Lineage: Eukaryota; Viridiplantae; Streptophyta; Magnoliopsida; Poales; Poaceae
Source: the annotation of a GenBank genome assembly